Messenger RNA from Chanos chanos (milkfish), 1254 nucleotides. It is a transcript of the gene gnrhr2, whose product is annotated as gonadotropin releasing hormone receptor 2. The transcript is spliced from 3 exons. The coding region runs from base 13 to 1254 and encodes 413 amino acids. Gene Ontology annotation, cellular component: plasma membrane. Gene Ontology annotation, biological process: cellular response to hormone stimulus; G protein-coupled receptor signaling pathway. Lineage: Eukaryota; Metazoa; Chordata; Actinopteri; Gonorynchiformes; Chanidae. Gene Ontology annotation, molecular function: peptide binding; protein-hormone receptor activity; G protein-coupled receptor activity. The record is from RefSeq and is a predicted model, not a curated record.
CCAGAACCCACGAUGUUUCACCAGACCCUAGACUUUGAGCAGAACUUCUCUUGUGAAGCAGCUUUUAUCUACUGUAACCAGAACCUCUCCGGGAAUCAUCUCCAAUUGCCAAGUUUCACCACCGCAGCAAAAAUCCGAGUGACCAUUACUUUGAUAUUGUGUAUUAUCUCUGCAUGUAGUAAUCUUGCCGUGCUCUGGGCAUCAAACAGCAACAGCAAAAGGAAAUCUCACGUGCGGCUUCUAAUCACGAACCUGGCUGUGGCAGACUUACUUGUGACCUUUAUCGUAAUGCCAUUGGACGCAGUGUGGAAUGUCACUGUGCAGUGGUUGGCAGGAGACCUUACCUGUAGAAUUCUCAUGUUCCUGAAACUUUUGGCCAUGUAUUCAUGUGCUUUUGUCACUGUUGUCAUCAGUCUGGACCGACAGUCUGCCAUCCUUAACCCUCUGGCCAUCAACAAAGCCAAGAGGAGAAAUAAGAUCUUGCUGACUAUCGCAUGGGGCAUGAGUAUUGUCUUGUCCAUCCCUCAGGCAUUCUUUUUUCACCUUGUGACCAUCAGUUCUCCAGAGCGUUUCACCCAGUGUACGACACAUGGCAGCUUCACGUUCCACUGGCAGGAAACACUGUACAACAUGCUUACCUUCAGCUUCCUUUUCCUGCUGCCUCUCAUCAUCAUGAUUACCUGUUACACUAGAAUCCUGCUGGAGAUCUCCAAGAGAAUGGCCAAGGACAACAUGAUCUCCAGUGAAGUGCGUCUGCGCAGAUCCAAGAACAACAUCCCAAAAGCACGUAUGCGCACACUGAAGAUGAGCGUUGUCAUUGUGAUUUCAUUUGUGGUGUGCUGGACUCCGUACUACCUUCUUGGUCUGUGGUACUGGUUUUGUCCCACAGGACUGGAGGAAGCUGUCUCCCAUUCUCUCUCUCACAUUCUCUUCAUCUUUGGCCUGUUCAAUGCCUGCCUGGACCCAAUAAUCUAUGGUCUGUUCACGCUACCGCUUCAUCGAAGCCUGAGGGGUCGUUAUCGUGGUAACACUUCAGUGCAGCUGGAACUGGAGACCACCAACACUAUGAUGGUGGAUUCUUUCAGAUGUUCUGUUUCCUCUGUCACCUGGAAGAGAUCAAUGGCUCUGACAACCCAUAGCGGGCAGACCGAAAGGAUCACAAAGUUUCCUAAUGAGGAUAGUAAAGAUGAGGCAGACUGUGAGCGUGGUGUUGUUUGUCCUUGCCCUUACAGCAGUGACAAACUGAUUGAUUGA